AUGAAAUGCACACAACUCAACCGGCGCCAACGGAUCAGCCUUGCACUGAUCUCUGCCUUUCUCCUCCUGCUGGCCGUUCACUAUCGCAGCCAAAGGCGCUUUUCCUUCCACAUUGCAAAGACAUCUCAUCUUCCUGUAUCUCUACAACCUCCGAAAACUCACCCUCCCCUCCCCCUCCCCCUCCCCCGGGCCCCGGCCCCGGGCCCCGGCCCCUCAACAUCAGACUUAGAUUCUCAAAGUCUCAACGAUGAACCAACUAUACCCCAUCACACCAUAACGCGUUCCCUAGUAAUCGCCUCCAUCCUCGACGAAAACACUGCCUGGGCCUCCGAACUGUCCUCCACAGACCCCAACCUAACCACGGCAAUCUAUAUCGUUGACAACCCUAACCCAAACAACACCACCAGCAAGCCCCCCCACCUAACCGUCCCCGCAAACAAAGGCCAUGAAGCCAUGGUCUACCUGACCUACAUAAUAGACACCUACCACGCCCUCCCGGACAUCGUCAUCUUCAUGCACGCCCACGACACAACAUGGCACAACAACGAUUUCCUCUCCUCCUCAGGCCAAACCGUCCAACGCCUCCGCAGUGCCAAGGUCCUGCGCGACGGCUACAUGAAUCUGCGCUGCCACCACGAACCAGGCUGCCCAGAUCACAUCCACCCCACCAAGCCAACCACCACGGCCACCGCGGCCACCACAGCCGGCGAAGGCGAAACCGACGAAACGCAGAGCCACGACGACGCCCUCAACAUCCCCGAGUCUGCCGUGAUGGGCCUCGCCUGGACCGAGCUCUUCCCCACCACGCCCAUCUCGCGCGUCCUCUCGCAACCCUGCUGUGGGCAAUUCGCCGUGAGCGGCAGCCGGAUCCGCGCCAUGCCGCGCGAGCGCUACGUGCAGUUUCGGGAGUGGCUGCUGAAGACGACACUGGACGAUCGGCUCAGCGGGCGGGUGUGGGAGUAUCUGUGGCAGUAUGUGUUUGGAGGGGUAGAGGAGUACUGUCCGGACGAGUAUAGCUGUUAUUGUGAGGGGUAUGGGGUAUGUUUUGGCGGGGAUGAGGGGCGGUAUCGGCGGUAUUUUGAGCUAAGGCAGAAGAGUCGUGAGAUUGAACGGGAGAUUGAGAGGCUUAGGAAAGAAGGCAGCGGUGGCGAUGUGGAUGCGGGGAGAGUGAAGGCGUUGGAGAGAGAGAAGCAGGGAUUGAUGGAGGAGAUGGAGGAGAUUCGGGCGACGUCAGGGAGCCGGUGA
This is a messenger RNA of Histoplasma mississippiense, 1245 nucleotides long. RefSeq lists its product with no specific name. The transcript has a single exon. The record is from RefSeq and is a predicted model, not a curated record. The coding region runs from base 1 to 1245 and encodes 414 amino acids. Lineage: Eukaryota; Fungi; Ascomycota; Eurotiomycetes; Onygenales; Ajellomycetaceae.